UACAAUACUCAACUGCACAGCGGUAUGCUUAUCAUUUUCUAUGGAAGCACUAGGUCGCAAGAAUUCCUUAUAUAAUACCGUCCCUCUUUAGCCAUCACAUAUCAUUUCCACUACGUCUCCAAUCCUCUCCUUCUCUCUUUUUAAUUUACUUUCACUUUUGAAAUCAAAAAUUUCUUCUUGGUUCGAUAUCUUGACGUAGUUUUUAGGAUAUGACUUCAUCAGCGUCAGAUAUCCCAAGAUGGACUCCCAGUGCAAGCCCAAGUAGAUCACCGCCAACACCACUUUCUCUAAGUAAGGAAAAAGGUAGCUUUGCUGAUCAUGAUCAAGUAGAAGAUGAAAGUCUGCAAAGUACUUUUCCAUUUAUGAGUACCAAUCAUCCGCUGCAGCAGCAGCAAGAGCGGUAUCAUUAUGGGGAUCAACCUGCUAAUAGUAAUAACAUAAAGGUUGUUAACGUUCCUUUAAGAGUUAACGGCCAUCAAUCAGAAGAAUUAAUGAAGAGUCGUUCAUUUGUAAUGGAGAUGGAACCAAUAUCCGAAGGUAGCGUUGUGUUGACAUGGGAAGAUUUAUGCGUUCGUGUACCUCCGGGGUCGACUGGUAAGGGUAAUGAUAAAACUAUCAUUGAAGGGCUAAAUGGGUAUGCUCAACCUGGUGAGGUCUUAGCUAUAAUGGGUCCUUCUGGUUCUGGAAAGUCGACUCUUCUUGAUACAUUAGCAGGGAGAUUAUCUUCAAACACAAGGCAAUCAGGUGUGAUACAUGUAAAUGGUCUAAAACAAAGGCUUUCUUUUGGGACGUCGGCUUAUGUAACUCAAGAUGAUACAUUGACAACGACAUUAACGGUUAUGGAAGCCGUUUACUACUCUGCUUUGCUUCGAUUACCUGACUCUAUGUCAACAUCGGAAAAGAAGGAGAGAGCAGAGACAACUAUAACAGAGAUGGGAUUGCAUGAAGCUAGGAGCACAAGAAUAGGAGGGUGGAACAUUAAAGGUCUAAGCGGUGGACAAAAGCGAAGAGUAAGCAUUUGCAUAGAGAUUUUAACACGUCCAAAACUUCUCUUUCUGGAUGAACCUACAAGCGGUCUAGAUAGUGCCGCAUCUUACCAUGUAAUGAAUAGAAUCGUAAAACUUUCACGACAAUAUGGAAUGACUGUUAUUGCUUCUAUUCAUCAACCAAGUAGUGAAGUCUUCGAUCUCUUUCACAAUCUUUGUCUACUCUCUUCUGGUAGAACUAUUUACUUUGGCCCAGCUUCUGCAGCGAAUGAGUUUUUUGAAUUGAAUGGAUUCCCUUGCCCAAUUAUGAGGAACCCGUCGGAUCACUACCUGAGAACAAUCAACAAAGACUUUGAUCAAGACAUCGAACAUGGUUCUGGUGGCAAAGUAACAUCAACUGAGGAAGCAAUCAAUUCACUUGUGGAGUCAUAUAGGUCAUCACCAAUCUUCCAACAAGUCAAACAACGAGUAUCGGAUCUAUAUAUAAAGAAAGGGCGUAUGUUAGAAAAAGGAAGCCAAGCGAGCUUCUUAACACAAUCAGUUGUUCUUACCAGAAGGUCCUUCGUGAACAUGUACCGUGAUUUGGGUUACUACUGGUUACGGUUAGGAGUCUACAUUGCGCUAUGUCUCUGUGUUGGUACGAUAUUUUUCAAAGUUGGUAACAGUUUUGGUUCAAUUCAGGCUAGAGGUGCGAUGCUUAUGUUUGUAGCUGCAUUCUUAACUUUCAUGGCAAUUGGGGGAUUCCCUUCUUUCGUGGAGGACAUGAAGAUAUUUGGCCGAGAAAGAUUAAAUGGUCAUUACGGGGUUGCAGCAUUUGUUGUGGGAAAUACACUAUCUUCAAUUCCAUACUUGCUUAUGAUCUCAUUGAUACCAGGAGCCUUAGCUUAUUACCUAGUUGAUCUUCACAAGGGAGCUGAACAUUUUCUUUUCUUUGUUUUAUUACUUUUCGUGUGUAUGAUGUUAGUUGAGAGCUUAAUGAUGAUCGUUGCAAGUAUAGUACCCGAUUUUCUUAUGGGUAUAAUCACUGGAGCUGGAAUUCAAGGUGUGAUGAUGUUAAAUGGUGGGUUCUUCAGACUACCAAAUGAUCUUCCAAAACCAUUUUGGAAGUACCCAAUGUACUACAUUGCCUUUCAUAGGUACGCAAAUGAAGGGUUCUACAAGAAUGAGUUCCAAGGACUUCAUUUCCCUAAUAGUCAAGGGUCAUCGACAAUGAUCAGCGGCGAGGAAAUUUUGAAAAAUACCUGGCAAAUGCCAAUGGGCUACUCAAAAUGGGUUGAUCUUGCUGUUCUAUUUGGAAUGGUGGUUCUGUACAGACUAAUGUUUUUUAGCAUUAUUAAGAUGUCUGAAAAGAUGAAAUCCAGUAUAAGACAACACAAUAUUCCAAAUUCAAGCACUAGUGAUGCAGAUAACAUGCAAUAGCCGCCUGACGGGAGGUUAAAGACACCACUGUCCGUCUUCAAACAGCUUGUGAGGGGUCUAUUUGGAUGAAAAUUGGGCUCACGAUCAGGACAUGUUACUUAGCCAAACCCCCUUCGUUUGUUGUUUUUCUUUUCGUUUUCUCUUUAAUAAAAUUGCUCCCUCUAUGAUAUUUAGCUUGAGCCAAAAAGGAUAAAACAAACAAAAAUAAUCCAAGCACUAGUUAGCUAGUUUUUAUAUAAUGUGCUAGGCAUGAUUCAUUUCCACUUCUCGGUACUUGAUUUAUAUAUAUAUUUCUUGUUGGAAUUACUUGUUUAGUUUUGCAACGGUAUGAUGUAAAGAUAAAUAAACAUAAUCGUAACUUCGGAA
This is a messenger RNA of Papaver somniferum (opium poppy), 2771 nucleotides long. RefSeq names its product ABC transporter G family member 11-like. Gene Ontology annotation, molecular function: ATP binding; ABC-type transporter activity; ATP hydrolysis activity. Gene Ontology annotation, cellular component: membrane. NCBI's taxonomy places the organism in Eukaryota, Viridiplantae, Streptophyta, Magnoliopsida, Ranunculales, Papaveraceae. The transcript is spliced from 8 exons. The record is from RefSeq and is a predicted model, not a curated record. The coding region runs from base 210 to 2405 and encodes 731 amino acids.